Messenger RNA from Crotalus tigris (Tiger rattlesnake), 5178 nucleotides. It is a transcript of the gene KDM2B, whose product is annotated as lysine demethylase 2B. Gene Ontology annotation, biological process: protein demethylation; regulation of transcription by RNA polymerase II. Lineage: Eukaryota; Metazoa; Chordata; Lepidosauria; Squamata; Viperidae. The transcript has 22 exons. The record is from RefSeq and is a predicted model, not a curated record. The coding region runs from base 303 to 3923 and encodes 1206 amino acids. Gene Ontology annotation, molecular function: transcription coregulator activity; DNA binding; protein binding.
CGCCGUGUGCUUUUUAAAAGGCCGGCUUCCGGUAUGACUCGGGCAGCCUGCGAGUCUUAUGUAAAUCGGGCUGGCUUGUUGCUGCUGACUCGCCCGGCGUGUGUUGGGCGAGCCGUUGCUAAGGGAAGCCCGCGAUCGGGAGAGUGGUCGUGUGAACGGGGGCAGAAAAGCGCUGCAUCGGCCGGCGCCUCUACGACGAGAACGAGGACCUGUCCGACGUGGAGGAGAUCGUCAGCGUGCGCGGCUUCGACCUGGAGGAGAAGCUGAGGAGCCGCAGCUACCGCGGGGACUUCGUGAGGCCCAUGGACGGCCAAGAUUUCAAUUUUGAAUACGUGCAGCGGGAAGCGCUGAAAGUCCCUCUCAUCUUCCGAAGUAAGGCUGGACUGGGAAUUAAAAUGCCUGAUCCAGACUUCACUGCCCAAGAUGCUAAAAUGCUUGUGGGGAGCCGACGGACCGUGGAUGUAGUGGAUGUGAACACCCAAAAAGGCAUUGAAAUGAGCAUGGCUCAAUUUGUGCGGUACUAUGAAACCCCUGAGGUGGAGCGCGAGAAGCUGUACAACAUGAUCAGCCUGGAAUUCAGCCACACUAAACUGGCCAAUAUUGUCAAGCGUCCCAAUGUGGUGGAUUUAGUAGACUGGGUGGACAACAUGUGGCCGCGGCAUUUAAAGGAAAGGCAGACCGAGUCCACAAAUGCCAUUUUGGAGAUGAAAUAUCCCAAAGUGAAAAAGUACUGCUUGAUGAGCGUGAAAGGAUGCUUCACCGAUUUCCACAUUGAUUUCGGAGGCACUUCGGUGUGGUAUCACGUUUUCCGGGGAGGAAAGAUCUUUUGGCUGAUUCCUCCAACAUUGCAGAACCUAGAACUUUACGAGGAAUGGGUUGUCUCUGGGAAGCAAAGUGAUAUUUUUCUGGGGGACCGCGUGGAGCUGUGCCAAAGAAUCGAACUGAAACAAGGCUACACUUUCUUCAUUCCUUCAGGGUGGAUACAUGCGGUUUACACCCCAGUUGAUUCCUUGGUGUUUGGUGGAAAUAUCUUGCAUAGCUUUAACGUUCCCAUGCAGCUUCGCAUUCAUGAAAUUGAGGACAGAACAAGGGUACAAGCCAAGUUCCGCUACCCAUUUUACUAUGAGAUGUGUUGGUAUGUUUUGGAGAGAUACAUGUUCUGUCUAACCCAGCGCUCUCAUUUCAGCAGGGAGUAUCUACAAGAAUCAAUGUUAAUUGAUACCACGAGGAAACGUAGCUUGGACAGCUUCUCAUCCGAUUCCUGGGGAGACAUGGAUGAGGAUUUGUGCGAUGUUGGUUCCCAGGAAGACAAGGACAACAACCCAGAAAAAGUCCCCAAAAUCUCAUCUGACGUCCCCUCUUCUCCUAACAGCACACACUCGGAGGGGAAGGAGAUGUUGGGGAAGAAACCAAAAUCUCGCUUCUUCAAAAGGACUCUGUCCAACGAGUCGGAGGAAAGUAUAAAGUCAGCCACGGUGGACUAUUCCAAAACCCCCGCAGGGUCUCCUGCCACGGAGGUCCCCGCCAAGUGGACUCACUUGACCGAAUUUGAGCUGAAAGGUUUGAAGGCCCUAGUGGAAAAACUAGAAUCUCUUCCGGAGAACAAGAAAUGCGUCCCCGAAGGCAUUGAAGACCCUCAAGCUCUCCUGGAAGAUAUGAAGAACAUCCUGAAGGAACAUGCAGAGGAUGACCAGAGUCUGGCCAUUUCUGGGAUCCCCGUGGUAUCCUGGCCUAAGAAAAACGCAAAGAACCGGACUGUUGGGCGUCCCAAGGGGAAGCUGGGUCCUUCCUCGGCCGUGAAGCUUGCAGCGAAUCGGACGACUGCAGGCGCGCGCCGGAGAAGGACGCGAUGUCGCAAGUGCGAGGCCUGCUUGAGGACAGAGUGUGGCGAAUGUCACUUCUGCAAGGACAUGAAGAAGUUUGGGGGGCCUGGCCGGAUGAAGCAGUCCUGCAUUAUGAGGCAGUGCAUCGCGCCGGUGCUGCCUCACACCGCAGUGUGCUUGGUGUGUGGAGAAGCCGGCAAGGAAGACACAGUGGAGGAAGAAGAGAGCAAAUUUAAUCUGAUGCUUAUGGAGUGCUCAAUCUGCAACGAAAUCAUCCACCCGGGGUGCCUCAAGGUCCGAGAAUCGGAUGGCGUGGUGAACGAGGAGCUUCCGAAUUGCUGGGAAUGUCCAAAGUGCAACCAUGCUGGAAAAACGGGGAAAGCGUACAAGCAAAAGCGGGGUCCUGGGUUCAAGUACGCCUCCAACCUGCCGGGCUCUUUGCUCAAGGAGCAGAAGAUGAACCGGGAGAACAAGGAAGCCGUCCCCGAGGUCCCCAAGCGGAAAGUCGAGUGCGAGGAAUCGCCCCGCAAGAAAUCCGACGAGCGCCCUCCGAAGCCCCCGCUGGACCCUCUCCUGAGGAGGAAGUCGGAGGAAGCCCACCUGCGCCGCAAGCGGAAAUUUGAGAAGCCCCAAGAGCCGGCGAUGAGGAAGCGGCUAAAACUGGGCAAAGAAGAGAAGCUGUUCAGGAAAAAGAGGCGCUCCUGGAAGACCCCCGACGAUCGGGUGGCCGCCCUCAAGCCCCUGCGGCGCUUCAAGCAAGAGCCGGGCGAGGCCUUCCCGGAGGAGCCUCCAAAAACCAAGGAGAGCGACCAGUCGCGUUCCAGCUCACCCACGGCGGGGCCCAGCUCGGAAGGGGCCGAGUCCCGGGAGAAGAAGAAAUUCAAGAUCCGCCGGAAAGCGCGCCUGCCGAACAAGGAGCUGAGCAAGGAGCUGAGCAAGGAGCUAAACCAGGAGAUCCAGAAGACGGAGAACAGCCUGGCCAACGAGAACCACCAGCCGCCCAUCAAGUCGGAGCCGGAGAGCGAGAACGAGGAGCCCAAGCACGGCCUCGGCCUGGAGCGGCCGCAUCCGCUCAGCAAGGGCUUCAACGGGACGCCGCGGGAACUCCGCCACCAGCUCCUCUCCAGCCUCCGCAGCAACAGUACCCCUAGGGCCGUCGCCCGGCCCCCGCCUUCCCUCUCGCCUCCCAAGUGCAUGCAGAUGGAGCGGCACGUGGUCCGGCCGCCCCCCAUCAGCCCCCCGCCGGACUCGCUCCUGCUGGAUGAUGGAGCGGCCCACGUGAUGCAGAGGGAGGUGUGGAUGGCCGUCUUUGGCUGCCUCAGCCCCCGAGAGCUCUGCGUCUGCAUGAGGGUGUGCCGGACCUGGAAUCGGUGGUGCUGUGAUAAAAGACUGUGGACCAAAAUAGACCUCAACCAUUGUAAAUCCAUCACUCCCCUGAUGCUGAGUGGCAUCAUCAGAAGACAGCCGGUCACGCUAGACCUGAGUUGGACAAAUAUAUCGAAAAAGCAGCUGAGCUGGCUUAUCACCCGCCUUCCAGGUCUCCGGGAUCUGCUUUUGGCUGGGUGCUCGUGGAUUGCCGUGUCCGCUCUCUGCAGCUCCAGCUGUCCCCUUCUUCGAACUCUGGACAGCCAAUGGGUGGAAGGCCUGAAGGAUGCUCAGAUGAGAGACCUUUUGUCACCGCCAACUGACAACCGGCCAGGCCAGAUUGACAACCGCAGCAAACUGCGCAACAUCACAGAUCUCCGCCUGUCCGGCUUGGACAUCACGGAUGCUUCUCUGCGUCUGAUUAUCCGGCACAUGCCUCUCCUGUCCAGACUCAACCUCAGCUACUGCAAUCACGUGACAGACCAGUCCAUCAACUUGCUAACGGCGGUGGGGACCACCACGCGGGACUCCCUAACCGAGGUUAUUUUGAAAGACUGCAACAGGGUGACGGAUCAGUGCCUGUCAUACUUCAAGCGCUGCGGGAGCAUCUGCCACAUCGACCUCCGUUAUUGCAAGCAGGUCAGCCGGGAAGGCUGCGAGCGCUUCAUCGCCGAGAUGUCGGUCAGCGUCCAGUUCAGCCAGGCAGAGGAGAAGCUGCUGAAGAAGCUGAGCUAGUAUUGACAAGGACACAGUUUUCAAGGGAGGCGAAGAAGCAGGGCGAAAAAAAGGACCGAAGGAAGUCGGAGGGGUGUUUCCCCCACUCACCCACCCGACACGCGGCUUGGAUGUCGUGCGAACAGACCCGACUGUGCAGGAAUGUACGGCAGGCAGCCAGGUUAGGAAUCUGGCGCUCUGGGGGGCCAUCGGUGUUCCUUCCUGGGAUUUUCACGUGCCGAGAAAGAUACGGACGGGCCGACUCAGAACUGUGGCCGGAGCGCCUGUACAUUUGGUUUAAGACUUUCUCCAGGCCUCCGAAGCGAAACGCUCGUUCUGCUCUGGUGAAGGUCCCCCUGCCUCUUCUUGCCUUCGGGACUGGUUGGUUUGUUUUUUUCCUUCCCGUUAUAUGUUGACCUUAUGCAAAACUAUUUUUGUACAAAUCCCUUUAAAAAGUUAUUUAUGCAAAGUUCUCGGAUGCAUUUCCGGCGUUUUGACUUGGGUUUUGCGUUGCCAAAUGUUUCUGGAGUAGGGGGAGCAGACUUCGGAAAAGAGACACAACCGAUCGAAAUGGAUAUUCCCCACUUUUGAAGGGGUGAAGGGAAAACAGGGGCAUACUUUAUGAUGGGGGAGGGGGAAAUAGCAUGUUUUGUAUGCCGCUUUGUAUACUCAAGCAACACAGUAAGGCAUGUUGUGGAAAAGAGGUGUACAGAUGAAGGAUGAAAGUGUUAUUAAAUUCUCCCCGUAUAAAGUCCAUUUUCCCUUUAAUUUUGAAAGCUUUUCAGUGACAGCUAGUCUCCUGGAAAAGCAUUAAGAUAUUGGGCCUUUGAAACCCAUCUGCAAGUUAAGGAGUUCUGGUUUUUUAAAAAAAUGAAUUGUUAUAAUUUAACUUGGUUAACUAUUUUUUUUUUAAAAGUGGGUGGGUGGGAAUUCAAUAUACAGUACAUUUAAGUGCCAUUGUUGUAAAGUGGUCUCUCUCCGAUUGAUUUCCUUCCUCAUGCAUUUUUACCUCUGUUGAAAUUUGUAUAAAUGAUUGUACAAAAAUAAGAGGCUAGGUGGGCAAACUGCUCGUUUGUAUUAUACAUGUUGAACCUUUGUAAUAAUUUCCUGGAAAAGCCCCCCUGGCUUCAACCCCCCCCUCCGUUGUUUUCCAAGAGCAAACUCGGACAGUAAAGAGAUUCCGCGUUCAGUUGUUCUUCGUUAAUGGCACUUGUGAUCCAGGGGAAUCCAGUUGCUUUGUCCCUUGGGGAAAGUAAAAACUUUUCAUAGAAGAUCA